Amoebophrya sp. A25 is the source of this 364-nucleotide messenger RNA. The record is from the annotation of a GenBank genome assembly. NCBI's taxonomy places the organism in Eukaryota, Dinophyceae, Syndiniales, Amoebophryaceae.
GCAUAGUACUAGUAGUGCCAAUGGUUCAUGUAGUCGGCGAUGAAGUCAACGCCUAUCCGAGGUUUACGGAGCUUUUUUGGUGAGCGCUGUAUCCACGUUGUACGUGGUCUUUCAAGAAGACCUCCCGCGUGAUGAUGUCGGGACACGAUGGGACUACGAUGAUGGGUAGCUCGUCCUCCUCGGGAUCGCGACCGCAUUACCCCAGAGGACGAGGACGUGGAAAAGGUGGACGAAGAUGUUGGCGAGUGCUGAAUACAACGUUGUGCAUUUCGCAGGUAGCAAGAGGCGCAAACUUGCACGAACUGGAUGAGCUUGAACAACAACAAGUCGUCCAAGAACAAGUUGUAUCUGAGGACCAGAACGU